UAAACCUCUCUCUCUUUCUCAUCUUCUUCACCAACCUCUCUCUCUCUCUCUCCCUGAUUCAACUCUGAAUUUCAGGUGAUCAAAAAGCGUUCAACAAAUUUCGAGCAAGACCCAUCAUUCUGUUCGAUAUUUUUUUUCGAAAGGAUCAAACUUUCUUCAGAUAACAGAGAGAAGGAUCGGAAUUUUCUCGAGAAAAUAUCGCAUGAUGGGUUUCGGUGCUCUUUUUCUUCUUGUUCUGCUUGGAUUGGUUGAUUUCGCAGUUUCAGGGCACGACUACAGAGAAGCUCUGAGCAAGAGCGUUCUCUUCUUCGAGGCUCAGAGAUCAGGACACCUCCCUUCCGACCAGAGGGUCACUUGGCGUUCACAUUCCGGUCUUAACGACGGCAAAGCCAGUGGCGUGGAUCUAGUGGGAGGAUACUAUGACGCAGGAGACAACGUGAAAUUCGGAUUACCGAUGGCGUUCACGGUUACGAUGAUGUCAUGGAGCGUCAUCGAAUACGGUCCUCAACUCGCACUUAACGGCGAACUCGGCCACGUCAUCGACGCCGUUAAGUGGGGCACCGACUAUUUCAUCAAAGCCCAUCCCGAACCCAACGUCCUCUACGGAGAGGUUGGAGAUGGUAACACGGACCAUUAUUGUUGGCAAAGACCAGAGGAUAUGACUACCGACCGUAGGGCCUACAAGGUCGACCCGAAUAAUCCCGGGUCGGAUCUCGCCGGUGAAACCGCCGCCGCAAUGGCCGCCGCUUCCAUCGUCUUCCGCCGCUCCGAUCCCGCCUACUCCGCCGAGCUCCUCCGCCACGCCUACCAGCUGUUCGAGUUUGCGGACAAAUACAGGGGCAAAUACGACAGCAGCAUCACAGUCGCUCAAAAGUACUACCGCUCCGUCAGUGGCUACAACGAUGAACUAUUAUGGGCCGCUGCUUGGUUAUACCAAGCGAGUGAUAACCAAUAUUACUUGGACUACCUCGCCAACAACGGCGACUCCAUGGGCGGAACCGGCUGGUCCAUGACUGAGUUCGGAUGGGACGUUAAGUUCGCCGGCGUUCAAACCCUUGUCUCUAAGUUUUUGAUGCAAGGGAAAGGUGGAAUGCAUACGCAAGCGUUCGAGAGGUACCAACGAAAGGCGGAGGAAUUCAUGUGUUCGCUGUUAGGGAAAAGCACGAAGAACGUACAGAGAACGCAGGGAGGGUUGAUUUUCCGACAACGUUGGAACAACAUGCAGUUCGUAACAAGUGCUUCCUUCUUGGCCUCUGUUUACUCCGAUUACCUUUCUUCCUCCUCAAGAAACUUCCGCUGCCCUCUCGGAACCGUUCUUGCUUCUGACCUCCUUGCUUUCUCCAAAUCUCAGAUUGACUACAUUUUGGGAGAUAACCCAAGAGCAACGAGUUACAUGGUAGGUUACGGAGAAAACUAUCCUCAGCAAGUGCACCACAGAGGAUCGUCCAUCGUAUCCUACAAAGUGGACUCAACGUUCGUGAGCUGCCGUGGCGGGUAUGCCACGUGGGUCAGCCGCAAAAGCAGUGAUCCCAACGUCCUAACCGGAGCCCUCGUCGGUGGCCCUGACGCCUACGACAACUUCGCCGACCAACGCGACAACUACGAGCAGACCGAACCCGCCACUUACAACAAUGCCCCUCUUCUUGGUGUUCUCGCACGGUUAAGCUCGGGUCCAACUGGUUUCAACCAGCUUCUUCCCGUCGUUGGGCCGGCUCCAAACCCAGUUAUCAGAAAACCAGCGCCUGUACCGAUUACUAAACCGGUUCCUCGAGGGAAGCCGAUUGCAGCUCCUGCUUCUUCUGUCCCGGUUACCAUAUCACAGAAGAUGACCAUAUCAUGGAGUUACAAAGGGAUAAUCCACUACCGAUACUCGACGAUAUUGACUAAUAAAUCUCUGAAAACACUGAAGAAUCUGAAGAUAUCAAUCAGCAAGCUCCACGGCCCGAUUUGGGGUCUAACCAAAAACGGAGAUUCUUACGGCUUUCCGGCAUGGAUCCAAUCCUUACCGGCUGGCAAAAGCAUGGAAUUCGUCUAUAUCCACUCGGCGUCUCCAGCCGACAUCUCUGUUUCUAACUAUAACCUCGAAUAGGAUAAGAGAAUUUCAGUAAGUAAACCGGUUUACCAACUCGUAAACCGGUUGACCCACAUCUACUCUCAGAGAAGCUGGACUAACGGCUUAACUGUACCGGUUGGUGAGGGGAUUGAGAGAUAACGAGGAAUUCUCUAGUUUGUAUACAUAGAGAGAGAUUGAAAAGAGGAGAAACGAGGCUCCUCUGUUUUUUUUUUUUAGUUUUGAUUUCUCUAAAUCAAUGUUUUGUUUUGUGUGCUGUAAUCUCUGCAGCAUUUCCAUCGAUCAUAGUUUUUCUUUCUUCGUUACA
This is a messenger RNA of Tarenaya hassleriana, 2378 nucleotides long. Its product is annotated as endoglucanase 19. The record is from RefSeq and is a predicted model, not a curated record. Bases 203 to 2089 code for a protein of 628 amino acids. Gene Ontology annotation, molecular function: hydrolase activity, hydrolyzing O-glycosyl compounds; carbohydrate binding. Gene Ontology annotation, biological process: carbohydrate metabolic process. Lineage: Eukaryota; Viridiplantae; Streptophyta; Magnoliopsida; Brassicales; Cleomaceae. The transcript has 9 exons.